AUACAUAAAAACCGAUAUAAACUCAAAGUAAAGAGAGAGAAAGAGAUAGUGAGUGAGAGAGAGUGAGAGAGAGAGAGAGAGAGAGAGAGAGGAGAGGUUUUGUGGGUUUUUCUUUUGUGUUUGGCUGAUAGGAAAACUUUAAGCGAGAGCUGCAAGGGAUUUUCUCGGCCGAGAAAGCGAGGGAAAGUACAAAAGAUGGGGAGUGAAAGCAAGAAUGAAGGGAUAGAGGGGGUUUCGCCGACGAUUAAGAAGGUGGUGCAGAGUUUGAAGGAGAUUGUGAAGCACUGUACGGAGCAGGAGAUCUACGCCAUGCUCAAAGAAUGUAACAUGGACCCUAACGAAGCCGCUCAGCUUCUCCUCUCUCAAGAUACUUUUCACGAAGUGAAGAGCAAACGUGAAAGAAGAAAAGAGAUGAAGGAUACACAAGAAUCAUGGUCUCGUGGUAACAAUAGUGGUUUGAAUCGUGGAGUUAGGGGUAAUAAUGGCACGCGUAAUGUUGGAUGGAGUGGACAAGCUCAAAUUAGCUAUAAUGAUCUUGGUAAAGCAGCAUACGACGGAGAGAAGGGGUCAGUUGCUUCUUCAUUCUCCUCAUCUAUGACUCAUGCAGAAGGAAAAACCAUUAAUCAGCAAACUUUGCUGCAUAGUGAUUCUUUUAGUACUGAUAAUGGAAGACAGUCAAUAGGAACAGGUGAUCCAAUGUCUGCAUCUGCUCAGCUGUCUCCAGGGUUUCAGUCUGCUUGGUUGGGGGCCACCACAUCACGUCCUUCAAUGGCUGACAUUUUGAAGAUGGGUAGGCCACAAAACAAGGGCUCACAGAUGAUAACCAUGACGUCUUGCAUGCCUCAAGAUGCAGUCACGCCGAACUCAUCCCUUUACUGUGCAAAGCCUCCCCAUGUUUCUGCUACUUUGCAACAAGAAUGGCACCAAGAUUUGCACCGACAAGAUCUGUCUAACAUGUUAGAGGCAAUCAAUAAAUCUGGUGCUAGUGCUCGCCAGCAUGUUUUAAAUGAUGAAUGUCGUGUGAUCGAGGAGCCAACAGCUAAUAGUGGGUCAUCUGUUGCGGAUGCACCUGCUGCCUCGGAUGCUGAGAUAUCUUGUAAUCAGUCUAACUCCCAUGAUAAUGGAGCUAACUCGUUUAGCAACUGUGCGUCAGAUGUGGUCCAGUUGUUGAAGGGUGAUGUUAAUGAAAAUCUUAGUUUUGAUCCUGUCAGAUGUGCUUCUGCAUCUAGUAGGCAGAUAAUUACGAACAAUGCUGGAGGGGGAUCUGAUUGCGAUAAUUUCAUGUUGAACGAUAUAAGUUCAUACAGUUCUCGUAUGGACUUUGAGCUCCAGGAAGGUAGUGGCUCACAUUUAUCCUUUCCAAAUCCUUCAGCACCUUUGACUGAUAAUACCAGCGUAAAUUUGUCAUUAGCUACUGCAACCUUGCAUCGACUAAGUUUAAGGAAUGAGGAGCCGGCUUUGCCUGUUACAGAAGAUAACUGUGCAUUAGUCUUUCCAAGUCAUCUGCAAACUUUGGCUGCCGACUGCUCACAGUUGAGCUUUGGUACCUACAAAGCUAGCAGUAAUUCUGCAUUUUCUGAGCCUCUUAGGUCUAAUCCAUUAACACUUGACAGGGGAAAGGCCUCUGUUGCAAUUGAUGGUUCAUAUGGGCACUUGGAUUCCAGAAAUUCAGGGCACACUGGUGAUGAACAGCUUAGAUCCAUGUAUGAUACUCUAACAGUGGCUGCUGAUGCUAGAAAUUAUGAUUUAACUGUGUCUUCACGGUCAGAGUUGAUGAAACAUACUAUUCCUGAGGCAACAGUUGGACAUGAAUUCAUAACCAAAUCAUGUCUAUCUGAUUCUGAUUUCAAUAACACUCAACAGCCAACUUCUGCAUUCUCUUUUGCUAGGGCAGACUCACAAAUCAGAAAUCUUCCUGCUUUUUCAAGUGAAUUGCCAACUUAUUCAGAUACCAUACGAAGUGAUUUAUUGGCAUCGACUAUGAAUUCUUUGAGAGAUUCUGAUGAUCUUCUGCAUUCACAAUUCCCUGUGACACGGUCGAUACCCUCAAUAUCCAAAAGUGCAGGAUCGCCAUUAAGCAGUUCAACCAACUCCAUGUUAAAGGCUUUGAAACCUGCUGCCUUUUCUAAUGUUCAGUCAUCUUCUGUACAUCCGCAUCACCUUCAUCAGCCUUACUCUCACCCUAACCUUACCUAUGAACAAUUAGCCAAUGGGAUUGGCUAUCCUUCCCUACCUUGGAGUCAAGCUUAUAUGACAUCUGCUUUGGACACAGGAUAUCCAGGCAAUAGUGCAUCCAAUCAAUCGCUUGCAGGAACAAGGUACAGCCUUCCACAAUAUAAUAGUGGAGCCCCAUCAAGCAGAUUACCUCUACCUGCUUCUAAUGCUUCUGGUUAUGGAAGUUUUGGGACUCAUACAAAUUCUGAAAGGUUUUUGCAUAACCCAUCCACUGACCUUACAAUCUCUCACGGUGGCUAUGAUGAUUUAUUACGUUCUAACUACAUGGGGGGAAAUCAUUUUACUCCAUUUCAACAGCAUGAUAGCUUUUCUGCGUGGAACUAUGGCCCUGGUUCAGGAACGAUGACUUCUGUUCCAGACAGCACAUAUUACAGCUUAGCGGAACGGAAUCAACAGAGUAAUAGAUAUCAAUUCAGUCAGCAGAACUCACAACAUCACGGAGCUCCAGGAUACCCUGAUUUCUCUCAUUCAUAACCAGGGAUCACAGAAGAACAUCAGCAGAGCCCUAGUGAUUUGAUGAUCCUAAGCGGUUCUCAGGAUACGCCAUCUUAGCACAUCAAAUUUGGCAACGUAGCUACUAACAAUUUCCAUGUUUCUUCCAUUUCGUCCUUCCUCCCAGGGGUUAGGGUGUUAUAUGAGAGAGAGAGUUCUCCAGUUCAAUUGAGAUUUUUGUUUCGUGAUGCUUUUGAGUGUUUGGCGCUGUCCAAUUGUACAUACUUAAAAGUUUAGUUGACGAUGCCCACUGCCUCAAUAUUAUUGUAUUCUACCUUAGCUAAUUUCCAUGUUGGGGCAUGAUUUUUGAGCUAGGCAUCUGGCUAAUUUUUAUUCUUCUCACAGGGAAUUUCUGAAUAGAAUUCAUUGUUUACGAUCAACUUUGGGUUUUGUAUCAGAUAUUAUUUGGGAAGGCACUAAUAGUACUGGUUUGUUAUUUAUGCGAUUAUCAACCCA
Alnus glutinosa is the source of this 3183-nucleotide messenger RNA. RefSeq lists its product as uncharacterized. Gene Ontology annotation, molecular function: protein binding. The transcript has 10 exons. The coding region runs from base 196 to 2709 and encodes 837 amino acids. NCBI's taxonomy places the organism in Eukaryota, Viridiplantae, Streptophyta, Magnoliopsida, Fagales, Betulaceae. The record is from RefSeq and is a predicted model, not a curated record.